CAGAUAGGAUAGAGCGAUGAAGACAACGAGGACAGCGACCGACAAAUGCGGCGCAGCCUUCGGUCUACCAGCCGUCCACAGCUCGCAACCCGCGGACUUACAAUCAACCAUUGACCCAUAUUUCUGUCAGGGGAUACGAUUCUCUCCCAUCGCUAUACUGUCUAAACAUGAGGUGGUUUGUGUCUCCAAACAUGGUUUAGCUAAAAUCUCUGAAGCAGCAGCAGCAACAGCAGCAGUCCGCUAACACGGAGUCAGGAUGUCCAGCAGCUCGGGCUACCCCCCCAGCCAGGGGAGCUUCAGCAGCGAGCAGAGCCGGUACCCUCAACAUUCUGUCCAGUACACCUUCUCCGGCUCGCGCCACCAACAGGAUUUCACCGUCCCAGACUAUCGGACUCAUAUGCAAGAUCCACAGGGUCGGAGAAGACCGUCUUUACUGUCUGAAUUCCACCCAGGAACUGAAAGGCCUCCAGAGAGACGCCAUGGUUACGAACAGCAGUUUCACUCCAUCUCAGCCCAGUCGGAGCAUGACUCCUUGGAUACUAAACGCCCUCGCAUGGAGACUGUUGUUGAGGGCCACAUCACCCGCACACCCACCACCGCUGGGGGUGUUCUCAUGCCCAUAACACACACAGUACAGGACAGUCUAAGAUCCACUAUGGAGGUCAAAAAGGAGUCUCAGUUCUCUGUCAAAAUGGAGCACCCGUCAUCAGGAGGAUCUGCACUACACAUGGGCGAUGAUCAGGACGCUUCUCCUUCCAAACUAUCCAAAGAGGAGCUGAUCCAGAGCAUGGACCGCGUGGACCGAGAGAUUGCGAAAGUGGAGCAGCAGAUUUUCAAGCUGAAGAAAAAGCAGCAACAACUGGAGGAGGAAGCAGCAAAGCCAGUGGAGCCAGAAAAGCCAGCGACCCCUCCCCCAGUGGAGCACAAGCAUCGCAGCAUCGUCCAGAUCAUCUACGAUGAGAACAGGAAAAAAGCUGAAGAGGCCCAUAAAGUUCUGGAAGGUCUUGGUCCUAAGGUUGAGCUGCCCCUCUACAAUCAGCCAUCAGACACAAAGGUGUACCAUGACAACAUCAAGACCAACCAAGUCAUGCGCAAGAAGCUGAUUUUGUUUUUUAAGAGGAGGAACCACGCUCGGAAACAAAGGGAACAGAAGAUCUGCCAGCGCUACGACCAGCUGAUGGAAGCGUGGGAGAAGAAGGUGGAGCGACUGGAGAACAACCCCAGACGCAAAGCCAAGGAGAGCAGAACACGGGAGUACUAUGAAAGGCAGUUCCCUGAGAUCCGCAAGCAGAGAGAGCAGCAGGAGCGCUUCCAGAGGGUCGGACAAAGAGGAACGGGCCUUUCUGCAACCAUUGCUAGAAGCGAACAUGAGAUCUCUGAAAUCAUAGAUGGCCUUUCUGAGCAGGAGAACAACGAGAAACAGAUGAGACAACUGUCAGUUAUUCCUCCCAUGAUGUACGACACGGAGCAGAGGCGAGUGAGGUUCAUCAACAUGAACGGCCUGAUGGAUGACCCAAUGAAGGUUUACAAAGCCCGGCAGUUCAUGAAUGUUUGGACCGAACACGAGAAGGAGAUCUUUAAGGAGAAGUUUGUCCAACACCCCAAGAACUUUGGCCUGAUUGCCUCCUAUCUGGAGAGAAAGUGUGUUGCUGACUGUGUCCUUUACUACUACUUGACCAAGAAGAACCACAACUACAAGACGCUGGUGAGGCGAAACUAUGGUAGACGGAGAGGAAGGAACCAGCAAAUAUCACGUCCCUCACAAGAAGAAAAGGUAGACGACAAAACCGAAGAGGACAAAACUGAGAAAUCUGAGAAAAGAGAGGACGAGGAAAAGAAGGACGAGGAAGAGAAAGAUGAUAAGGAGGACUCUAGGGACAUUGGCAAGGACAAAGACAAGUGUGACGGUGGGGAGGACGAGGACGGAAAGGAGCAAAACACGCCGCGUGGCAGGAAGACUGCCAACAGCCAGGGCCGCCGUAAGGGAAGGAUCACCACACGCUCCAUGGCCAAUGAGGCUGCAUCUGUGCAGGCCGAGGAGGCUCCUCCCACUGCCGCUGAGUCUGCCUUGCCAGAUCCUCCGCAGCUCCCUAAGACUGAUCAAAUGCAAAAGUCCAUGAAGGAGCCUACAAAACCCCAGACUCCAGUGGCUUCCAUGGAUGCUAAUAAAGCUGGUGCUGGUGAAACCGGAGAAACUUCUCGCUGGACCGAGGAGGAGAUGGAGGUGGCCAAGAAAGGGCUAGUUGAGCACGGGCGAAACUGGACAGCCAUUGCCAAAAUGGUGGGCACCAAAAGCGAGGCACAGUGCAAGAAUUUCUAUUUCAAUUACAAGAGACGUCACAACCUGGACAACCUGCUCCAGCAGCAUAAGCAGGACACACGGCGGGCUCGUGCUGAUAGGUCUCAAGGUGACGGUCUAGCCACGGCGUCACCUGAUGAUGACGACGAUGAUGACAACGCAGAUGACAGUGAAGGUGGUGACAACAGCUCUGAUACAGAGAGUGCUCCCUCCCCCUCUCAGUCUGGCGACUCCAAGAGGGCAGACAGUGCUGCCGUAGAUGCUCAUUGCUCUGAUCAGGACAAAGGUCAGGCCAGUAAUGGAAAGGCCCUGGAGCCCUUAUACGGAGGACUCUGUGUCAAGGAAGAGAAAAGCCCGGAGAGUGAGAAUGGAUCUCAGGAGGAAAAAGCCAGGAUGGCUUCCUAUGCAGGCUCGGUGCAUCCCAAAACUGAACCUCAGGACAUGGACAUGAAUACCGGGGAGGUUCAGGUCAAAAUGGAGCCUGACAUCAGGGAGAGAGGAGAAAAGGGAGAUCACAGCGAGAGGCACAGGGAACUCCACUCAGAUAAUGACUCCAGCGCCACCUGCAGUGCUGACGAGGAUGUCGAAGCAGAGCCUGAAAGGCAGAGAAUAUUCUCCAUGGACAAGCCUACAUUGCUCAACCCUCCAGGCUCUGUGCUGGUGUCCUCCCCCAAGCAAACCCAACUCAACAUCCAGCAGAUGCAGCAGCGUGCUGCUAACAUCCCACCUAUGGUGCCCGGUCCUUUUGGCCCAGGCGGUGUGCCCAUCAGUGGCUUUGCCAUGCUGCAGCACCAGAUCAAAGCAGUGCACGAGUCAGCGCACCAAGAGGAGAAGCAGAGGCAGGAUCAGGGAGACCUGGAACGCAGGCCGCCCUUCAGCACCCGCAGCCCCACCGUAAUAGACAGAGAUGGUAAGCCCUUACCCUACAUGCCUUAUGACAUGAAGCUGGCUCUGGACCAGGAGGUCCACUCUGGUCGGCCAGGCUCUCCCUACAGACUCUCCCCCAGGGAGCUGAGCAGGGCCUCACCCCAGCUUGACCCCAACGCCCCCAAUGCCUCCCGCUACAGUGUGCCACCAGUCCUCCACCCUGCUGCCAACCAGCUGGUCCAGACUAUGCAAGAUGGAGUCCGCGUGACGUUCAGCAGACCCAGUCGACCUCCCAACAUUCCCUCUCCUCCUCCACUCAUUCCAACAACCAAGCCCACAGACAAGCCCUCCUUCAUCCAUGGAGGCUCCAUCUCCCAGGGAACUCCUGGCACAUACCUGCCGUCCCACGCUGUCUAUGGGCCAGAGGGGGCUAAGAGCACAGUGGGCUCCAUCUCUCUGGGUCUGCCUCGGCAGCAGGAUCCUAACAAGCCUGGAGGUGUAGUUCCAUCCAUACAAGAUGGCAGAGGCAACCCAGCAAAGAUGGGUGAGGGUCUGACAAUGAGAGGUUCAAUCACUCAGGGCACACCGGCCCUGCCCCAGUCCAGCAUUGCUGCUGACCUCUUGAAGGGCACGAUCACAAAGUUGGCCACAGAGGACCUGAGCAGCUCAGACAAGGCAAGGGGAGAACAGAUGUCUAAAGGUCAUGUCAUCUAUGAAGGCAAGAGUGGUCACAUACUAUCGUAUGAUGCUAUCAAGAACCCCAGGGAAAACACCCGCAGCCCCAGAACAGGCCAUGAGCUGAAGCGCACUUACGACAUGAUGGAGGGUCCAAUGGGCAGGGGUCACCCUGGCAGGGAGGGAGCUCCAUUUGAGGGGUUGAUCAGCAGGGCCUUGCCCAGAGAAGGUCCACAUGGAGAUCCUAAGGAAAGACCAUUGAUCACAGGAUCUAUCAUGCAAGGAACACCUAGAACCGCCGCAGAGACUUAUGAAGAUGCCAUGAAAUAUGGAAAACAGAUAAAGCGAGAGAGCCCACCGAUCCGCUCCUUCGAAGGGGGCAUUGGCAAGGGCAAGCCCUAUGAGGGAGUCAAUACUAUCAAAGAGAUGGGGCGCUCCAUUCACGAAAUCCCCAGACAAGAUCAGUCUGGCCAGGAGAUCUGCAAGACCCCUGACCUGUCAGACAGGAGGGUUAUGGAGGGCUCCAUGUCUCAGAUUCACCCUCUCAACCAGUCUACUAUCAAGCACAACGUCAAGUCCCUAAUCACCAGUCCCUCUAAGCUUCCCCACAGCAUGCCCCAGCUCGAGGCCAUGGAACGAGCCAAAUACGAGGAGAGCAAGGCGGUACGCCACACUUCCGUCGUCAACUCCACCACCUCCGUCCUGCGCUCCACACACCAAGAGGCUGGCAAAUCCCAACUUAGCCCAAGCAUGUAUGAGGACCCCAACGCUCGCAGGACCCCUGUCAACUACAGCACCAAUCCCGUGUCCAGAGGAUCACCCAUGUUGGGACGUGGACCAGAGGGUGUUAUGAGCUCUGGGAAAUCUGCUGCACAUGAAAGAAAGAGUGCCAUGACCCCGACUCAGAGGGACAAUGUCCCAGCCAAGUCCCCGGUGUCGGGCGGUGACCCUCACCCUGUGGCCUCUCACAGCCCUUUCGACCCCCACCACCGGCCCGUCGGUCCUGGGGAAGUGUACAGACCCCACCUGCCUCCACACCUUGACCCCGCCAUGGCCAUGACUCUCCACAGAGGGCUGGAUCCUGCGUUCAUGUUCCCCAGGCAGCCGUCUCCAACAGGCUACCACAACACCUACCAGCUGUAUACCAUGGAGAACACGCGGCAGACGAUCCUCAACGAUUAUAUCACCUCCCAGCAGAUGCAAGUCAUCCGACCUGACAUGGCCCGAGGGUUGUCACCACGGGAACAGCCUGUCACUAUCCCUUACCCAGCCGGAGCGCGAGGGAUUAUUGAUCUAGCCCAGAUGCCUCCAACUAUCCUGUUGCCUCACCCUGGGGGAACAGGUACUCCCACUUUGGAACGCAUGGCCUACCUCCCUGGAGCUCAGAACCCUUUCCCUCCUAGGGCUUUCAACCCGAACUCCAUAUCGCCAGGCCACCAAGCCCACCUUGCUGCUGCCGCUGCUGCCAGUGCAGAGAGAGAACGGGAGCAUCGAGACCGGGAGCAUCGAGACCGUGAGCAUCGAGACCGCGAGCAUCGUGACCGUGAGCAGCAGGAGAAAGAGAGAGAAAAGGAAAGGGAAAGAGAGCACCGGGAGAGGGAACGAGAACGGGAGCGGGAGAUGCGAGAACGAGAGCGGGAGAGAGCCAAUGAAUACAUCCGCGGAGGUGGACAAGAACAGCCAGGACGGCCAGGAAGUCGAGGUUAUCUGCACUCCCCUUCUCCCUCGCUCAGGACGCAGGAUGUAGUGGUUCAGCAGCGGCCUAGCAUCUUCCAGGGCAAGAGUGUCAUCACUGCUCUAAUGCCCCAUUCAGCAGCAGCGGCGGCGGCAGCAGCACAGAGUAGCUCUCGCUACAGUACUGCAACUGAUGCUCUGGCUGCUCUGGUGGACGCUGCUGCCUCUGCCCCGCAGAUGGAUGUGGCCAAGGUGAAGGAGAGCAAACAUGAACGGGAUGACGAAAUGUCUUCGUCGGCUGCAGCCCGGCGAGCGGCCAGCAUCUCCGAACAGCAGCAGCAGCUGCAACAGCAGCUGCAGCAGCAGCAUCAGCAACAGCAUCAGCAACAGCAUCAGCAACAGCAUCAGCAACAGCAGCAUCUGCAGCAGCAGCAUCAGCAACAGCAGCAGCUGCAGCAACAACAGCAGCAGCAGCAGCAGCAGCAACAACAACAACAACAACAACAACAACAACAACAGCAGCAGCAACAACAGCAGCAGCAACAGCAGCAGCAACAACAGCAACAACAGCAGCAGCAGCAGCAGCAGCAGGAGGCAGAGAGGCGGUCUAUGCAGUCACCAUAUGGCGCUAUGUCUCUGCCAGGGGGUAAGCCCCAUCCAGCUUACUCUGAGGGCCCCGGAGUUGGUGUUAAGGACAAGGGCCCUCAAACCUCAAAGUCCCGCAUCGAAGAGGAGCUUCGGACUCGUGGAAAGACGACUAUCACAGCCGCCAACUUCAUCGAUGUCAUCAUCACACGGCAGAUAGCCUCAGACAAAGAUUCACGAGAGCGAGGUUCUCAGAGUUCCGACUCCUCUAGCAGCUUGUCAUCCAGUCGAUAUGACAACACGGGUGGAGGAGCCAUUGAGGUGAUAAGCCCUGCUAGUUCCCCAAUCCAACCCCAACAGGACAAACCAGAGGAAGGGCAACAACAGGCAGCAGUGCCUUGUCAACCUUCACCAGCUGGCAUGCGGGCUUAUGACAUGAGUCGUUACCGGCCAUCAGGGGAGCCACCACAGCCCAGUUCCCAGCAGCCCCCUUCCUCCCAGGUUGAGAGCUACUCCCAGGUCCCCAAGACUCACCGGGUCAUGACCUUGGCAGACCACAUUUCGCAUAUUAUAACCCAGGACUUCGCCCGGAAUCAGGACCCUCCUCCUGUCUCCUCCUCAUCUUCAGCCACAUUCCAGAGCGCGGUGCCACAUGUUUCCUCUUCAGGGCGAGCCAAGAUGCCCAGCCGCUACAGUCCUGAGAAUCAGGUCCAGCUAUCCCACCACCAAAGACCCUCCAGCAGAGUUUCCCCAGAGAAUGCCCCUGACAAGCCUAGAGCCAGGCCGGGUAAAUCUCCAGAGCGAGGCGGCAGGCAGAUGGAGAACUAUGAACCCAUCUCUCCACCACAGAGCUACCAAGGCAUGGACAAACAGGAGGCGAUCGGGCCUCCGCCCCAGAGACGAGAGGCUGACAACUCUGAGAUCAGGAAUGACUCACGGUCCCCAGGGAAUGUCAGCUAUCUGCCUUCCUUCUUCACCAAACUGGAGAACACCUCACCAAUGGUGAAAUCAAAGAAGCAGGAGAUCUUUCGUAAGUUGAACUCCAACUCUGGUCUCGGUGAUUCUGAUGUUGGAAAUGCACAACCAGGCACAGAGAUUUUCAAUUUGCCUGCUGUUACCAGCUCAAGCAGCAUCAACCCAAGGAAUCACUCAUUUAGUGACCCGGCCAGUAACCUGGGCCUGGAGGACAUCAUCCGCAAAGCCUUGAUGGGCAACUUGGAGGAGAGACAGGAGGAUCACCAGGGAGGACUAGGGGCUCAGUGUGCCAUGAACAACACAUCCGGCCAAGGCAGUGACGCCCGCCAGGAGGCCAACCCGUCACCCAGUAUGGGUAAGCAGAAGCACGGCAAAGCCAGCAGCCGAAAAUCCAAGUCCCCUAACCUUGGUCAGGCCUACGCCGGAGGGGAGCGUCCGUCUUCUGUGUCCUCCGUCCACUCAGAGGGAGAUUAUCACAGACAAGCCCAAGCCCAACCCCAAUGGAGCUGGGACGACCGACCUUCGUCAACAGGAUCCAUGCAGUUCCCUUACAACCCGCUGACCAUGCGCAUACUGAGCAGCACGCCACCCACCUCCAUAGCUUCCCCCUCCAUACAGAGCCAGCAGCAGCAACAGCAACAGCAGCAGCAGCAGCAGCAGCAGCAGCAGCAGCAGCAGCCGCAGCCGCCUCCAGCUGGAGCCCCGGUGGCCCAGCAGCGUGUGUGGCAGUCUCUGCUGUCAGAGCAAUAUGAGACCCUGUCUGACAGCGACGACUGAGCCCUCCUCACUACAGCCCCAAAAAGCAGAAGAGAGGCCUGCAACAAGGCUCGUCUUUUCACCCCCACCCCCCGCCACCUCUCCCAGAACUAUCCUCGCUCACUGGCGAGUGUGACAAGUAGAUGGGACGGUGUCCUUUUUAUUUUUGGUGCUAUGGCGCCCCCUGGCUGUUAGCUGAGAGUACAAGCAACAGCCUCUGACAGGCAGGGCUCUCCAGAGCAAGACAGGCUUUGGUCUGGAAGCACUCACCCAGCCUGUCGGUGAAAUAAACAAAACUCGACAGACUGGAUGAAAUGAGCUAUAGUAAAGAAGAAGAACUUCAAGUGUAAAAAGAAACAACAUAAGAGACUAUUUCUGAUUUUCUUUUGAUUUCUGUAAAGAUAUACCUUGUCUUUGAGAAAAUCAUUGUAUGUAAAUAGAGUAACCUUUUGCAGUGUUUUUUCUUAACUUGAUUAUUUCUUAUUUUAAUGUCGCUUUUAAAUUGAUCCACUUUAAAUGGGAAGAGUAGGGGUGUAAUCUUUAGUAUCACAGUUGGUCUCUCCCAGUCCACCCCCUCCCCACGUGACCUGACACCCACAUUUUUACCAUAGUGACGCUGAGAGAGGCCGGACAUUUGGCUUGUCCUUGACCAUGAGUGGAGCACAGAGACCGUGCCAUCUCUGCGCACCAUCCCACAAAGCACCACCAGAGCCUGAACAUCGUGGACAUUCGUGGAUGAAAACAAAACACAGAAUAACAAUUCAAACAGCAAUGAUUUUUGAUGACCAUCUGCCCCACACAGUGGAGAUGAUGCGUAGAUUGUAACUAUCAGAUGGUAGCGGUAACUUCUCAGCCCGCUCUAGACGGAGACAUGUCUUCAAAACAAGUUGAGAACACUGGCGUCAUAGCAGAAAGGUGAAAAGUCUGAUAUAAGCUUCAUUUUGCCGGAAAAAUAUAUCCUUAUGACUACUCCUGGACCCCGUCUGAAUAACGAAAGUGAGCCAAUGUUUUUUUUUUUUUUUUUUCAAUAGCGCUGACCAUGGUGUGUCACAUGUAGCUGUCUCUCUCUGCAGUUUCCAACCUAUCCAGAAUGAUCAGCUCUGCAAUGUUGUCAUGGUAAAAAAACAUAGUGUGUCAGGUUUUGCCAUGCCUUGUGACUUGAGAAAGAAGGCAGCUUUAACUAAUUUUCUCAGAGAUAUACGUUGGUGUUUGAUGUUUGUAUUUGUUUCUGUAGUCCCUCUUUUUUUUCCUUCUUUUUUUUUGAUACUGUCCUGACAAAAAUCUGAACUCUGUAAAUUGUCUUUCCAUUACACAAAAAAGACAAAACUAACCAAACAUAAAGAAUGGUCUGCACCAUUGUUGCACUUUUUUUGCUUUGUAGCUUGUGACAAAAAAAGCAUACUACCUGCUGUGUAACUUAUUCAACCUCCAGCACAGGAGUAUACUAAGAUGUGCUUUAACGUUUUCCCACCACUCACAGAAAUCUGGAUGUUAUGACUUCCUGUCUUUUCUUGUUGCUGGUACAUUAUUUUGUAGCGUUGACACUUUCAUCAUAGUUACAGUUUUAAGUGUAUGGUACCGUUUUAUGUUUAGGAGUUUGCUGUCAUGGUGAUUCUUAACUGUGACCACUUAAUCUCUGCUUUCAAUCAAAAGGCAUACAGCUUUGAAUAUGAACUAUUAUAGGUCAACUUCAUAAAUGGCAGUAAUGUUCCUUUGCAAGUAUGUGGGGAAAAAAAUACCACACUUUGGCUUUCAGCUUUCACUCUUCUUAGGUAAAAAACCCAUUCUGCUCCAAACUUGAUAUUUCCUUUCUUCCUUUCAUUUAGAUUUUUGAAUCAUUGUCAUAGCACAUGUUCAGAUUUUUAUUUUCUGUCAUUUUCAACAUCUUUGUUAUUCAUCCUGUUUACACGGGAUGUUAUGUGUUUACAAAGGCAAUGACAAAAAAAGUUUACAAACUUGAAUCUUAAAGAAAUCCGACAUGAAGCCGAAAAAGAAUUGGAGCAUCUUUUCAGCUCUCUCAAACACACAGUGGUGACUUUUUUUUUUUGUCUUUUGAAAUUGAGACUUGAAAACCCGUGUAUCCUAUGAUGUUGAAAUGCAAUGUUUGUAUCGCACAAUGUCUCUUAGUAGGCUAUUACAAGAGUUCAGACCAAUCAAAUAAAGUGGAUCAGUUCUCCACCACUGAAAAGUGUAGAGGUUCUUAAUAGGUGUGCCAUCUAUUUAAAUGACUACAAUGAUUUUCUUCUUGUAGAUUGUGCUCUGGUCAUAAUUGUUACGGACUGAGGUGUACUUAAACAACUUUAGAGGUUUUGCUGCAUCCCUGAUUCUACUGCUGUCACACAUUUAAACAUGAGCCACGAGAAGGAAAGAAAAUAGCUGAUGAGGUCCAUGGCUGCAUAUUCUAUGUGCUAAAUGAAGAUGAUAGUGAGGAUUUUCUAAACUCAUUCUGAUCACAAUGGGUAAAAUAAGCUUAAUGCAGUGAGGUCGAUUGGUGUAUUCAUACUAUCAUCCUGUCGGGAGCCUUUUUGUCUGAGACUGACUCAUAGUGCAAGAUAAUGGACAGCAUUAUACCUUGCUCAUAGCAGAAGUUUAAGUGCUUCCCAUUUAUAUGAGCCAGUGUCAUGCCUCUGAUAAGGGUCUGUUUAACAAGCUUGGCAUUAAUAUGUCAGUUGUUUGGUGGAGCAUUGAUAGUUUUUUGUUUUUUUUCUAAAUUGGCAUUUUUUCUGUUUGGGACUUCCUUGUCUUUUACAUGCACAUGCCUAAGGAGACUAUUUUAAAGAUACAAGCAGGGUAUACUCUCAAUGCUCUCAUUUGCUAGUUUUUAAACAAAUGGUAUGAGGACACAUAACAGAAAUUUGACUGGCUGCUUUUGCUCUUGUUGUACAUACGCAAAAA
Molecule: messenger RNA, 10726 nt
Organism: Anoplopoma fimbria (sablefish)
Lineage: Eukaryota; Metazoa; Chordata; Actinopteri; Perciformes; Anoplopomatidae
Gene: ncor1
Product: nuclear receptor corepressor 1
Exons: 47
Coding region: 257-7852 (2531 amino acids)
Biological process (GO): negative regulation of transcription by RNA polymerase II
Molecular function (GO): transcription corepressor activity; nuclear thyroid hormone receptor binding
Source: RefSeq, a predicted model, not a curated record